Messenger RNA from Etheostoma spectabile (orangethroat darter), 2090 nucleotides. It is a transcript of the gene dusp14, whose product is annotated as dual specificity phosphatase 14. The transcript has 3 exons. Gene Ontology annotation, biological process: protein dephosphorylation. The coding region runs from base 702 to 1334 and encodes 210 amino acids. Lineage: Eukaryota; Metazoa; Chordata; Actinopteri; Perciformes; Percidae. Gene Ontology annotation, cellular component: cytoplasm. Gene Ontology annotation, molecular function: MAP kinase tyrosine/serine/threonine phosphatase activity. The record is from RefSeq and is a predicted model, not a curated record.
GUGGCACUGAUCACCCCUCAUACAGAGGAUGCCCUGUGCUGUACUGAUGGCUCGUAUUUCUGUUGACUUUCACAUUAUGCUGUUGUGUGUCGCGGUUUGUCACCCGCCACCCGGCCUCUCACCAUCCCGCUGGACGUGUGUAAGAGCGGACUGACUGAAGGUAACUGACCGGAGUGGAAGAGCUGUCCUCUGGAUUGAGGCAAGCGGUUAAAGCGCUUUAAAAAACCUCCAUCUCUGCCCGAAUCGACUGAGUCUGCAUCGCUGCAUUUGUUGUCUCAUCACCAGUGGCGACGGUGUGUAGGAAGGUGGAUCAUGGCAACCAUUUCAGAGGCAAAGUGCUGGUUGACUGGGAACCAGGAGCAAGCCUGAGAAACCUUGUCUGAACGGGAAGGGAGUAGGGUGUUGUUUUUGUGACUUUGAAGCUUUUUUGUUUUUUUGGGAAGAAUAGCAGACCAUGCUAAGGUGGUAAAGAUGUGGUCGAUGGAGGAGAGGGUGUAGAGGAAGGUGACAAGGAAGCAAGGGAGCUCCAAACCUGGAGAGGAAGAUUAACAUCCUUUCCUUUUAUUCUUGCAAUCUUUAGGCAGUACUAAAAAUUGAGGAGCUGUCUGUCUACCUGCACUACUAUGACUCUGAGCUCCUGAAGAUUUUGAUUAUUUUUUUAAAGACAUUCCCCAUUCUUCUUAAAACCACUUGAUUCCUUAAUGGGUUCUCGAAGCCAAGGUUUCUUCCACCACCACCACCACCACCACCGUAGCUCCAUGGUGCCCACCAUGGUGCCGAGGCUGCUGCCUGAGCACGGCAGCCUGCUGGGGGGCAUCGCACAAAUCACCCCCAACCUCUUCCUCAGCAGAGGAAAUGUGGCAUCCAACCGCAGCCUGCUGCUGUCCAAAGGCAUCACCUGUGUGGUCAACGCCACCAUCGAGCUCCCCAACUUCAACUGGCCUCACAUGGAGUAUGUAAAGGUCCCUCUGGCAGAUAUGCCCCACUCCCCCAUCUCCUUGUACUUCGACAGCGUGGCUGACAAGAUCCACAGCGUGGGACGGAAGCGAGGGGCGGUGCUGGUGCACUGUGCGGCUGGGGUGAGCCGCUCGGCCUCUCUUUGUCUAGCGUACCUCAUGAAGUAUCACCGCGUAUCUCUGGCCGAGGCCCACGCCUGGGUCAAAGCCCGCCGCCCCAUCAUCAGGCCCAACGGCGGCUUCUGGCGCCAGCUCAUUGAAUACGAGAGGAAGCUGUUUGGUAGAAACUCUGUUAAGAUGGUGCAGACACCCUUUGGGGUCAUACCUGAUGUUUAUGAGAGGGACCGCAGGAGCCUGGCUCCAUACUGGGGCCUGUGAGAUCUACUGUGAGGAGAUGGGGGAGGAAGUGAGGCCCUUUUGCCCUCCUGGACUGCAGCUUCAUGCAUGUUCAGGACAGGCGGAGUGAGAGGCGUGUAAGUGUACAUCUGUGUGAGGCUUAUUUAAUGAACACUGGUGCAUUUGGACAGAGGGAGUCUUGACCAAACACUGGUUCUCGGUGCUGUUAGUCCAACCAGCUGCCUCCAUUUUGUCUUUUAGUGGGAGCAAAGUGACUCCAAGCCAAGAAUCCUUCAGACCAAAGGAUCCACGGGGACCACAAUGAUGUCAGACACCAAAACAAGAUCAGGGCGUGGAAGUCUGUGCCGUCUAUCUCCUGGUCUGUCUUUCCAGUUUCAGUGGAGGACGAGCUCUCGGUGAAGGUGUUAGCUAUGCUCGAGUCUCUGCAGCUCUGACAGUGAUGCAGCUGAAGUCCUUUUCCUGACGUGAUGAUGUCAUGUGGUGGUAUUGUGCCAGUUUUGCAAUAAUCUUUAGUGUCAAGGGCAGCAGCAUGCUCUCAAUUAUGGUAGCAUUUAAUAUAGGUGUACAGAAAAAAAAUAUGUAGACAAAUUAUUUUAUUGGAAUGUACUGACAGUGAGGAAAAAUGGCAUACUUUAACUGAACAUAUAAAUAUGUUGUUAUAGCUACCUUUUUUAAGGUGAAACAUUUUAGAAGAUGUGAGCUAAAAGUCAAGGUUUAGGGAAAGCUCCUGUGUACCACAGGGUGACCACACUAUAUUAUUUUAGUGCUAUUUGACGC